AUGUCCAUCGAAGCACUCACCAAUCUCAUGGCCAACAUCACCAUCUCGCCACCAAAAGUGACGUCAGCAGAUUUGAAAAAAUUAGGGACCAAGAAGAUUCGAGAGCACUGCCAAAAGUAUUUCGAGGAGCAGAAGAUGAGUACAGUAACCCGGAAGAGGACAGUCACCAAGGAGUUUGAUGUGCAGAUUACGGUAGUCAAGGAAGAGGACAAGAAAACCCAAUUGAAAACGGUCCAAAAAGAAACAGAAGAAGACUUCGAAACCAAACAUCAUCGUCUGAAAGAUUGGGAUGGACUUCCUGAGCAAUACCAGGCUUGGUACGUCAAAACAAAAACUUUGAUAAUCUCUGAACAUGUCGCCCAUCCAUCAUUCAUUGAGAAUCCCAGAUGGCAGGAGCAUGUCAAACUACUGUAUGAUAUGCAGCAUGAUGAUAUGGUCGCGGAAAUUUGUGGAACACCGAUAAAAUUGAAUAAAUACCAAUUCGACAAAUACCUCCAUAACAAUCGUCAGAAUUUUUUGUCGACCGAUUCUCAGAAAGACAAUUUCAAAAUUGAAGCAAUCAAAGAUAAAAGAGUGUUCAAUAUUAUGAUUGGCUUCGAGAAUCAAGCACGGGAGGGUGUCAAAUCCCUUUUUGAACUUUUCGUGCCGGAAUAUAUCACACAUUUGGAGUCAUCGUCCCGAGAAGUGAUCCCGAUGGUUUGGUUGGAAUCUUUGGAUGACGAGCCAAUGUCUCUGCAAGCUACAAACGAGCACGGCGAUGAGAAAUGGUACAUUACCAAGUUGGACGUACUAUGUCCUCCGACCAUAGACAAUUAUCGAGAUCUAUUCCUAAUGCAUGUCGGAGACGUUGUUACUUCCAAUUUCCUUCGGUACGUCCAAAUCCUCCCCACACCGGUCACAUGGUAUCAGACAUUGGACUUUUUGAAACCGUUCACACAUCAAAAUACGAUGUUGGCUGAAAUUUGCAAUCAGACAAAUAUCAAUCUCACGGAAAUCUACUCGAAAAUGAUCAGCAGAGAGUACAAAAACAUGGAAUCUCCAAAAGGCGAGGAUAUACCAAGAGAUAACACAUAUAUUUUGUACUCCCUCGACAAUGUGAGAUUCGAUCCAUCGGCUAAAGAAUUGGCGGAUUUCAAAUUGGCUACUGUAUUGACUGGAAGAGCCAAUGCACCAAGGGAAUGGAUUUAUGUUUGGGAUUUUAAAAUUCGAUGGAAAACCGCAAAUUUUGUUUCCAGGACGACAUGGACCAAUUCUACUAGAUCGAUAAUGCUCAGCUACCCAAGCUCUUUGUGCAUUUUUGAGCAUCUGGAUGUGAAUAGAAGACUCCAACUCGCCGCUAAAUGUCCAUCUCUCCGAACCGCCCAUAGAAUCGCCCCAAUGAAAAUCGAAGACCUGGAAAUCCAGGAAUCCUCAAUCACCAUCAACAACUGCGUCCAAGAAUUUGAAGCCAUCUCUCCCACAGAGAUACAGUACACCUACACCAGAAUGGGAUGCGAUUGGAAGUCUUCUGUCCAAACCCUGCAUACUCAAGCUACAGUAACUCAAAUUAUCAAAUCCCUAGUUGCCAAUUUCUUCGGAAAGAACGCCAAAAUCCACGUGAAGAAUCUGAAAACUACCAGUGGACUUCUAGAAGCAUUUGGACCGAUUUUGAAGCUCUCAACGCCACUGGAAAAGCUGCGUACUAGUGUGAAGGGUCCAUGGGACUCAAUCUUCUCAAACCCGAUUCUUAGAUCUGCUCGCUGGUUGGUCCUGGACGAUCUCACGGAGACGAUUGACUGGGCGGACACCCUAAAACCCCUCGAGAACCCAAGAAUUCAAAUGGAAGGCUCCCAAAUUGAUCAAGACGUUUUGCAUCGAAUGGUUUGGGAUUGGUUGGAAAAGCCACGGCCGAUCGGGUAUCGAUUUACGACUCCGAUCAGUGUCCGAGUCAUCAUGCGGUCGUUCUACGUGGAAUUUGGGGCGUUCUGGAAGGAUAUUCCAACUGAAUACAACGGCAAUACCUACUGCCUUGUGAUCCACACCACUGACACCUACGAACUUGUUGUCUACAGCCAAAGAAAUCCCAAUUUGGUUUUCGACCCUCGUCUUAGCGAUGAUGAAUCGAAGCUAGCGCUGUUCACUCUGGAAGUGGUCCCUCUUGGAAAGACCUUGCCGUGUUCGACACGAUUUGCUUAA
Messenger RNA from Caenorhabditis briggsae, 2175 nucleotides. Lineage: Eukaryota; Metazoa; Nematoda; Chromadorea; Rhabditida; Rhabditidae. The coding region runs from base 1 to 2175 and encodes 724 amino acids. The transcript is spliced from 11 exons. The record is from RefSeq and is a predicted model, not a curated record.